Phoenix dactylifera (date palm) is the source of this 1852-nucleotide messenger RNA. RefSeq names its product uridine 5'-monophosphate synthase / UMP synthase (PYRE-F) (UMPS). Gene Ontology annotation, molecular function: orotate phosphoribosyltransferase activity; orotidine-5'-phosphate decarboxylase activity. NCBI's taxonomy places the organism in Eukaryota, Viridiplantae, Streptophyta, Magnoliopsida, Arecales, Arecaceae. The record is from RefSeq and is a predicted model, not a curated record. Gene Ontology annotation, biological process: 'de novo' UMP biosynthetic process; 'de novo' pyrimidine nucleobase biosynthetic process.
CCCAUGGUGCCCACUCGAUAGCCGCCCGGCGCCCCACCCAGUCGCUCUCCCUCUCCUCCUCCUAUCUUCCCCUCCCUCGUCUUCUGCGUCGGCCGGGAUACAACAGUGAGACGCGAACCAAGCACCAAACUCGUCAGAAUGGAAGCACUUAUAUUGGAUCUCCACGAGAUCGGGGCGGUCAAAUUCGGCAGCUUCAAGCUUAAAUCCGGCAUCACCUCCCCCAUCUACAUCGACCUCCGCCUCAUCGUUUCUUUCCCCUCCCUCCUCUCCGGCAUCGCCGACCUCCUCUUCGCCGCCUCCUCCUCUUCCGCCCCCGCCCCCGCCCCCGCCGCCGCCUUCGACCUCGUCUGCGGCGUCCCGUACACCGCCCUCCCCAUUGCUACCGUCCUCUCUGUCUCCUUUUCCGUCCCCAUGAUCAUGCGCCGCAAGGAGAUCAAGGACCACGGCACCGGCCGCGCCGUCGAGGGCGCCUUCCGCCCUGGCCAGAUCUGCCUCAUCGUCGAGGACCUCGUCACCAGCGGCACCUCCGUCCUCGAGACCGCUGCCCCGCUCCGUGCCGAGGGCCUCGAGGUGCGCGACGCCGUCGUCGUCAUCGACCGCGAGCAGGGUGGCCGCGAGAACCUCGCUGCCCAGGGCAUCCGCCUCCACUCGCUCACUACGCUCACCGACGUCCUCCGGGUUCUCGUCACCCACGGGAGGGUGUCCAUGGAGAAGGCCGCCGAGGUCCGGGCGUUUUUGGAUGCCAACCGAAGGGUCGCCGUCGUGGCGGCGGCGGCGGCGGCGGCGCCGAGGUCUAGGGUUAGGGUUUCGUAUGGGGAGAGGGCGGGGAUGGCGAAAAACCCAAUGGGAAAGAGGCUAUUUGAGGUGAUGGAGAAAAAGCAGAGCAAUCUCUGUUUUGCGGCGGAUGUCUCCACUGCGAAGGAACUGCUCGAUAUCGCCGACAAGAUUGGACCAGAGAUUUGCUUGUUGAAAACACAUGUGGAUAUAUUGCCUGAUUUUACAUCAGAUUUUGGCUCUCAGCUCCACUCAAUUGCAGAAAGGCAUAACUUCCUGAUAUUUGAAGACUGUAAGUUUGCCGACAUUGGAAAUACUGUAACCAUGCAAUAUGAGGGAGGCAUAUUCCGCAUUUUGGACUGGGCAGAUAUUGUUAAUGCGCACAUAAUAUCUGGGCCUGGAAUUGUGGAUGGUCUGAAGUUGAAGGGCUUACCUCGAGGUAGGGGACUCUUGUUGCUUGCUGAAAUGAGCUCAUCCGGUAACCUAGCUACGGGCAAUUACACAUCUGCUGCAGUCCAAAUAGCCGAGCAACAUUCAGAUUUUGUCAUUGGAUUUAUAUCAGUGAAUCCAGCAUCAUGGCAAGGGGGACCAGUAGAUCCAGCAUUCAUCCAUGCCACACCAGGAGUUCAAAUGGUUUCUGGAGGGGAUUCAUUAGGCCAGCAGUACAACACACCUCAUUCAGUAAUCCAUGAUAGGGGUAGUGAUAUCAUCAUUGUUGGCCGUGGAAUUAUCAAGGCGGCCAAUCCAGCUGAAGCAGCUAGAGUGUAUCGAAUUCAAGGCUGGGAUGCCUAUAAGGCCAGUUGCUUAUGAGACUUCUGGCUUCAAAUUUUGCUCAUAUAUUUUAUACACGAUAAACUUUUUCAUGGAUGACUACAUCUUUGUUUGUCAUCCAGCUCUUGAUUCGGUAUCAUUAUGGCCCAUGCUCAUCAUAACAGCAGCCAGAAAACCUGCAGCCUGAUGAUUCAUGUUGUUUUUGAUUGACUUAUCUGAUGCAUGUUAAUGUUUUACUGCAAACCUUAUCAAAAAACGGCUACUUGGGUUAAGUAAUAUCAGAACUAAUUCCAUGCUCAGAUGCCAA